This is a messenger RNA of Drosophila serrata, 874 nucleotides long. RefSeq names its product enolase-phosphatase E1 (gene Enoph). The record is from RefSeq and is a predicted model, not a curated record. Lineage: Eukaryota; Metazoa; Arthropoda; Insecta; Diptera; Drosophilidae. Gene Ontology annotation, molecular function: acireductone synthase activity; magnesium ion binding.
UAUCAAAUCAUAAACAGAUGCUGAGCCCUUCACAACUUUUAAAUCCCGCGUGAAAACUUAUUCCCACUGAUAAGCGCGAUGACGACGACGGAACGUGUUGCCAAAGUUGUGCUCGUGGACAUCGAGGGCACCACAACUUCGAUCAAAUUUGUGCAAGACGUACUAUUUCCAUAUGCUAAGGAGAAUGUGGAGAAGUUCCUUCGGGAUUCUUGGGCAAGGGACGAUACCAAGCAAAUCGUCCAGGAUCUGCAGCAGGUGCCUCAGUUUGCUGAAUACAAGAACACAUUGAGUGCCCCUCCAGCGGAACUGGAUGCGGAACUCAUUACCGGCUUCGUGCGCUAUCUAAUCGACAAAGAUCUCAAGGUGACGCCGAUGAAAACGCUCCAGGGAUUAAUUUGGGCUCAGGGUUAUGCCAGUGGAGAGCUCAAAGGGCACGUCUAUGAGGACGUCCCAGCUGCAUUUCAGGCCUGGCGAGAUGCUGGUCUACAGAUUGGAGUCUACUCCAGCGGCAGUGUAGCUGCACAAAAGCUGAUCUUCGGCCACAGCAUUUUUGGCAACCUGAUGGAUCACCUUAGUGCCUAUUUCGACACGCAUGUGGGUCACAAGCAGGAGAAACAAUCUUACGAAAAUAUAUCAAAGUCUUUGAAGGUCGCUCCUGAGCAUAUUCUGUUUCUUACAGAUAUUCCCGGAGAAGCCGCUGCUGCUCGCUCUGCCGGAUUGCAAGCCAUUCUUCUUCAACGCCCUGGAAAUACCGCCUUAACCGACUCUCAGAAAACCACCUACGAGGUAAUCCCGGACUUCAAGCCCCUUUACAUUUUAAAACUGCCUUGAAACUAAUCUUUGAAAUGGACUAAUAAAGACAUGUACAACUCAA